This is a messenger RNA of Nematostella vectensis (starlet sea anemone), 1144 nucleotides long. Its product is annotated as 3'(2'),5'-bisphosphate nucleotidase 1. The transcript is spliced from 6 exons. Gene Ontology annotation, molecular function: 3'(2'),5'-bisphosphate nucleotidase activity. The coding region runs from base 119 to 1078 and encodes 319 amino acids. The record is from RefSeq and is a predicted model, not a curated record. NCBI's taxonomy places the organism in Eukaryota, Metazoa, Cnidaria, Anthozoa, Actiniaria, Edwardsiidae.
UCCUGUGUUAUCGAUAGCCGCUGACAGGAGCUCAUCCCAGUUCAGUUUUCGAACAAUUUCAUAGUCCCCGUCAAGGAGAAGGAGAAAAUUCAUCCUUCCACUUUUCAUCGAUAGCGAGAUGACCUCGAGCGUCCCAUUCAUCGUACGGCUUGUAUCUAGCUCUGUAUCUAUCGCGAAUCGAGCAGGAAGUGUUAUCAGGGACAUUCUAAAAAAAGGAGAACUCGGUAUUAUCGACAAGUCUGCUGCAGGUUCCGGGAAGUUCGACCCACAGACUGAGGCUGACCGUGCUGCCCAGCGAUGCAUUAUUGGCUCCUUACUGGUGCAGUUCCCUAGCCUGCGAAUAGUAGGAGAAGAAGAGGGCAUUGACGCCAAUGACCUGGGGGAUGACUUACUAGUCACUAGCCAAGACUCUUCUAUCUUAGAUGUCAAAUGCCCUGAAAACCUCAACAACAUCAAAGCUGAAGAUGUUGUUGUAUGGGUGGACCCAGUAGAUGGAACAAAGGAAUUCACUGAAGGACUCCUGCACCACGCCACCGUCUUGAUAGGCGUGUCCUACGAGGGGCGUCCUGUUGCUGGAGUCAUCCAUCAGCCAUUCUUCGGCCAUAAUUCUUCUUCAGAUCUCUCCAAACUUGGCAGAACUCUCUGGGGUAUAAACGGUCUGGGCGCAUUUGGAUUCAAGACAAAGCCUAUACCUGAUGGCCGACGUAUUAUCACAACUACCCGCUCCCAUUUGACACAGGAUGUCACCGAUGCUAUAGCGGCAAUGAAGCCCGAAAGUGUCCUUAAAGUAGGAGGUUCCGGUUAUAAGGUCCUCCUCCUUCUUGAUGGUGAUGCUGAUGGCUAUAUAUUUGCCAGCCCAGGAACAAAGAUGUGGGACACCUGUGCAUGUCAAGCAAUACUAGAGGCUGUGGGAGGCAAGCUGACCGAUAUCUGUGGCAAUGAAGUGGUGUAUGAUUUUGAUGCCGAAUCCUAUCUUAAUAGGUUAGGUGUGGUUGCUGCACUAAGGGAACAUGAAUGGUAUAUCGAAAUGAUACCAGACACAGUAAGGGACGGACUCAGGAAAAAACAGAAACUUUGAGACCUUUUUUUACGAGUAAAAGGCAACAGAAGGCAGUGAAACACAUGUUAAAAAAUAGGCAUGGAG